Trametes versicolor FP-101664 SS1 is the source of this 951-nucleotide messenger RNA. Its product is annotated as chitinase. The transcript has 5 exons. NCBI's taxonomy places the organism in Eukaryota, Fungi, Basidiomycota, Agaricomycetes, Polyporales, Polyporaceae. Bases 1 to 951 code for a protein of 316 amino acids. Gene Ontology annotation, biological process: carbohydrate metabolic process. Gene Ontology annotation, molecular function: hydrolase activity, hydrolyzing O-glycosyl compounds. The record is from RefSeq and is a predicted model, not a curated record.
AUGUUCUCCACGUCUUUCUCGCGUCUUUUCACCCUUUGCUCGGCGCUGGCGUCCUUGAGCGCGAGCUACGCUGCUCCAGCCGGCCGCUGCACCCCCAAAGCCCCGUCUGGGUCGGUGCCCACUGGUCCCAAGUUUGUCGUGUACACCGACGCCGCGAUCAGUGGCAGCGUCCUGCCGCCGCUCGACCAGAUCACGGGCUUCAAUGUCGUCAACCUGGCCUUUCUCCUGACCACCGGCCCCGCUGACCAGGCCGCAAACUGGGCCGCGCUCCCGGCGGGUCAGCGCGCGACGCUGAAACGGCAGUACAACGCCGCGGGCGUGUCGCUCGUGGUGUCCGCGUUCGGCGAGACGGAGCACCCGACGUCGCAGGACCCGACGACGGUCGCGAACAACCUCGCGCAGUUUGUGCUCAACACGAACCUCGAUGGGAUCGAUAUCGACUACGAGGAGUUCGACCUCGUCCUCCAGAAGCCUGGUGUUGGCGAGGCGUGGCUCACGACGCUGACGCAGACGUUGCGCCAGCAGCUACCUCAGGGGCAGUUCAUCCUGAGCCAUGCUCCUGUUGGCCCUUGGUUCUCUCCGGGCUUCUGCCCUGGGGGUUGCUACCUCACGGUUGACAAGAAUGUCGGUGCUCUGAUUGAUUGGUAUAACAUCCAGUUUUACAACCAAUCGCCCUCCCCCGGGUACGAUGACUGCGACUCGCUCCUGAACAGCACGCCCUCCUCCGUCUUCGCGAUCCAGAAGUCGGGUGUCGACGUGAACAAGCUGGUCAUCGGCAAACCUGGAACCACGGCCGACAUCACGAACGGCGGCUUCAUCGACCCUGCAACCCUCAACCAGUGCAUCCAGACCGCGGUUGCGGGUGGCUGGAACGCCGGCGUCAUGGCGUUCCAGUUCCCGCACGCAGAUAAGACCUGGAUCUCGACCGUCAAGGGCAACGCCUUCGCCUGA